AUGGAUUUGAAUGCAUACAAAGGAUGGUCUUCUGAAUUUCAUUCUACAUACAAUCAACUUCUCGAAUAUGAAAGUUUUUUGCGUUUGUUUCCUGUAGAGGUUGCUAACUCUAUAGCCACAAGUACUGUAAUGAGUGUGAAGUGUGAUUGUUCAUGUACUCUUCUGUCAUCGUCUGGUGAUGGAGUACCUGCCAAUACCGAUGCAACACAUGAUGGUUCGGUUUCUCAUCGAAGUGAAUCUAUAUCUCUUCCUCAAAAUGUUUCUUCAGCACCAAAUCCGCGUUCAUCUUUUUCUGGUCAGACUUCCGUAGUACGUUUUGAUUCUCCAGAUGAACUGCGUUGGGUUAUGCAUGCUAUCACUUAUGGACUGACUAUGUCAUCUGAAAAUUGGGACGUCAUCAAACACAGUGCACAUAUUUACUGCUAUUGGAUCAGAUGUCUUAAUUCUUCAAUGCGCUCUACACAAUCAGGGAAUUCGAACUCACCAAUUCCGUUGAUUCUACAAAAGGAGCCACAACGUUUCUUAAAAUCCCUUUUGUUCUCCCUUACUUAUUAUUUCCUUCCACGUGAUCCAGAACCAUUAAGUGAUCAGCCUAAGUUAAUGUUUUCAACCCUCGGUCGAAGUUUAGCACCUCCACAAUAUUCAACUAGUGCCGAUUCAUCAGAAGCCCCAUCUUUUUCUACAGGGAUCGAGUCAACACACUUAUCAACGUUGCUAAAUAAGCAGUUAGAUAUUAUAAAACUGGUGGCUGUUGCAGUCGAAGAAUUGUGCUCAUUACCGAAUCAGUUAACAUCUGACUCCUGGGAUUGUAUAUUACGGUUUUGUCUGAUCAUAUGUCAUGCUAUUCUGUCACCACCUUUACAUUUACCAUCAGGAUUACUUCAGUCAUCUACUGGGGCUUCUCAGAUGACCAGUACUUUUAUUUCGGGAUCAGGAUCUGUUGGUGGACCUAAUUCUAUGGCUCUUUUGUCAAAUCACUCCAGUUCUUCAGAUGUUAGGGGCACCAAGGAUUCAGCUGCCUUAUUUGAAGUUAUAUCAGACUGCGUUUCCAACUUAUUAUUCAGUACUUGGUUAAAAGCUUGUACUCAUUGUUUUCCUAAACCACAACUCUGGGUUGCAUUUAGAGAAUGCGCAAGAGUGUGGCGACAUCAUAAUGCGUUUAUUAAACAGUGGUCUCGUGUUUCCGUGGCACUAUCUGCUACUUUACUUGGUAUACUAAAUAAACCGAAUAACCUAAACGCUUAUGCUUCUUUCAUUCAAUUAAUACCAUCUGAUCUACCUGAUGAAAAUGUGAAAGAAUCUUGGAUUCGUAUGCUAUAUUUGAUCGACAAUCCAGUAGAUCUUUGUCAUGAACAUUUAAUAUGUAAUACACCGAUUUUUGAAGAAUAUAAGAAAUACAAUUGUAAUGAUAGAAUUCGAUGGACAUCUGUUUAUUUCCCUUAUCUAUAUCAUCAAGCCCUACGUGGUCUGUCAAUGAUCGUGGAUGGAUUUUUAGGUAUUCAGCCAAGUCUUACAGUUGGUAUUGAUCCAUUUGUUGGUGUAAUUCCUGAGCUUUAUGGUCCUAUCGGUCGAUUAUUUCAAAGUUACCCUUCAUUUCAUAAGUACACAGAUACACAAAGCAUGAACAAUGAUGAUGAAGUCAGGAAAGCCCUUAUGACGGGUUUUUCAAAUAUUCAAGGUGGAUCACGAUUGGUUGCUGGUAGUUUUUCUACAGAAAAAGCAACUAGGAAAUCUAGAUUAGCAAGUGUCGUCACGUCUGCUGGUAUUCUUGCUUCCGCUGGAACUUCUGGAGGUUCUAAAUCUGGGUUGGCUCCAUUUAAUAGUACUUCAGUACAUACUCCUCAUACCAAUAGUAGUUCGUUAACUCCCAUUGAAAUUAAUGCUUCUUUGACAAAUGCUUUUCAACAGUCACAAACUCCUAGUUCGCAAGCAUCUUUGCAGUUAUCAAAUACUUCAAUAAGUGGACAGUCAGUUAAUCAAAAAUUAGGAAAUAUUCCACCUAUAUUGUCUUUAGUUAAUAGAAAUCUACAGGUCGAACAUUUACAGAGUUUAGCUACAAAUUGGUUAUCAACCUAUUCUCAAAUUAUCUUAAAUCCUCAAAGACCAGAAAUAAACUCAUUGUUACAACUAUUUGGAGCUUGGCUUUUUGAAGCAUCAGUAUCAGGAGUUAAACAAGAUUUAAGUGUUACUGUGAUCAGUCAUCGAGCUGCAUUAAUUGAUAGUAAUCGUUUUCUAGUUGGUCGUGCUGAAGCUCUUGGAAUACUAUGUCGAAUAAUGAUCUACGCUCAACGUGGUCGUUUAGCAGAGGAAUAUCUUACACGAUUUUAUUUAUGUCUUUAUUAUGCAUUGGUUGUUGAUCCAACGGUUAAAAAUGAUUAUAUUUUAUGUUUAGUGUUAUUCUAUUCAAUUGAUUUACUUCGUGUUGAUUUACCCGGUAUCAAUAUCUUGAUACCACGUAUAUAUGGUGCUUGUCAGCAUGUUUUAAAAGAAGAAAUCAACAUGAAACCUGAAUUUUUAUCACCAACCUUGGUUCAGCGUGCAGCUAUACAUCAGCUUAUGUCGAUGGUAUGUAUUCCUAUUCAAUUUAAAGGCGCACAUUUAAAACCCUUGAUUCCUUUGAUGUCUAAUGAGAAUAAUCUAUGUUCAUUGAAUGAUAUAAAAAAUAUGAUGGUUAAUAUUUUAUGUGAUACGUUGAGUAGUACUGAAGAUCCGGUAAAUUUUCAAUUAUUAUUAAGUGUGGCGUUGGCUUUAAUUGAAGACAUGUCAGCUGAUGAAAUGCAGUCAUCUAAUGGUCGAAAUGACCCUGGGAAAUCUCAUACAACAUCUAGUUUCUUCAAUAUUCUGACACCACUGCUUUGUGGUAAUUUAGUGUAUAAGUGGAAAAAUGAUUCAUCAGUUAUGCUUUAUUUAUUAGAAAUCAUCUCUGGUUUGUCUAAUGUACAUGUUACACCAGUUGAUCCAUCUACUUAUAGACACACCGUCCGAUCAAUAUGUGAAUUUAUUACAAAUCAAUGUAACCGUGAAAAAAAAGAUCAUAAAAGGCAGCUGCAUAGUAUUAUUGUUGCUGCGUAUUAUUGUUUAUCUUCAUGGAUUGUACAACAUGUAAAUUUAUUAUUAUCUGAUCGAGAAUGUGUAUGGACUAUAUUAGAAACAAUUGAAUUGGGUAUUUGUGGUGCUAAGUCUUCAAAUAAACAGGCAAAAAAUGAGCCCCCUACUACUAUUCUCAAAGGUCAAAAACCUUUGGUUCCAUCCUCAAAACGUGUUUGUGAUGCAGCUGAGGCUUGUCUGUCAAAUUUAAUGUCAGUAGCUGGAUCUUUUCCUGGACCGUUCGGGACAGAUACAACAUGUUCUCAAUUAGCAGAAGAUAACAUUUUGAAAUUGAUUAUAGAUGAAGAGUCGAAUUCAUCUAAGGGUCGGUCAGAAUUUCACUAUUUCUGGUCCGAACCCAGUUUAAUAAUUGGAUUGUGCGAAUUCCCUGCGAAUUCAUUUAAAUCAACCAUAAAACCAAAAAAUGAUUGUUCAACAGAUGGACCAGCUGCAAUUUUAAUUAUUCGAGGACCAUUUGGACGUCAUGUUUGGAUAACACAUAUGCGUCUUUCACCAUUGUUGGGAAACGACUCAAAUUCGCAAUCAAAUUAUUCGGAUCAAAAACAAGUAGUAAUUAAUCGUCCUAAACCUUGGGGUUGUUUUCUUGAAAGACUUAUCACCACAGUAACCAACAAUGAAAAUGUUCCUGCUUUAAACUUUCCACAAUCGAUAUCCGAUAUUCCACUUGUUGAAGCUGAUCAUAUAAUACCUUCGCUGGAUAAAGUCGGUAGUGAACUUGGAAGUAAUGUUAGACAAGAAAUUAAUGCAUUCAAGACAUUAAUAACCACGCAUGCUUCACUAGCAAAGGAAGUUGGAUUACGUUGUGUCCAAGAAAAAAUUAAUGCACCAUAUCCUGAUCCAAUCACAGAAGCAAAAGCACCAAUUCCCGUUGUUAGUUUUCACCCAAUGCGUUUAUUACUAACACAUUUGGGCUAUUUAUCAAUCGGACCUUAUCAAAUGCCCCAAUCAUUAUGGCCACGUCCAGAGUUAAAACGUGAUAAUCAAUCAGGUGAACGUCCUGGUCUUGGGAAUCGACAAAGUCCAUCUUUAACAGCUAAUCGUAUCAUACAGGGGUUUUCGUCUACUUUGCCGUCGAAUAGUACUGAAGACGAACUACUUCCCUUAUUCCCAUUCGAUGUGGAAAAUCCAGAUUUUGCUGAUAUAUUAACAAAUUUAGACCAUAUGCCAACCAGGACAGGUGAUACGCUCUUGGUUUUUUAUGUUGCUGCUGGUCAGUCAAAAGUUGGUGAUAUUCUUGCGAAUAUGAAGAUUUGGUCAAGACUACCUGAAGCAUUUCAUCAGUUCUUAAGUGGUAUCGGCUGUAUCAAAGAUAUUUCUGAUCAUUCAGGUUGGACAGGGAACCUUCAAACUAGCUAUCGUACAUCAAAUGGAUACUUUGUAACGAGUCACUGUAAUCACACGAAAAAUAUACAUGCUGAUCACUGUCCAGAUGGUAUUCAAUCAAUUAUAUACUAUGCUGAUGCAAUAACAGAAUUAGCAUGCAUUUGUCCCACUAAUCAAUUUUAUGGAAAUGAAGAGAAUCCUGACUCAAAUCGUUCGUUAAAGAGUACACGUUAUCGCACUGCGAGCGAAAUCAUAACUAACAUCACUCGUGGGACAAGUCAAAGUGUUGUAGGUAUGGGAGAAGUUGGGGCAGACCCGACUGGAGGUCGAGUGGCAGUUGUAUGGCUCGAACGAUGGGAAGAUGGACCUAUGCACUGUGAACCAGGAGUUGGAAUGAACAUCCAGAAUAUGACUAGCAAGAACUUUGACUGUCCUGUCACAAUUUAUAUUCAUCCUUUAAGUUCCGGAUUAUGCAGAGUUGGCAUUAUGCGUCUUCAAGGAAGAACAUUUGAAGCUGGUCCAUUACAGAAUGGAUCUGUAUUAAGUCAGCGUUGUCUGAGUAGUUUUGUAAGACAAACUGUAAUAAACUUAUCACGACGACGUCGUUUGGCUUCCGACUCAUUUCAACCUCCUCAUGUUCGACGAAGCCAUGAAUUGUUCAGAUUGGCAGAAGCAAACCGUAAAAUUGUUCGAGGUCAGCCAUCAUCAUCCGGCAAUAGAACUAAUGCAUGCUCUUGUAACACAGCGAAUAUUGUGCGUAGUCUUUUUUUUAGACAAACUCAAAUUCAUUCUAGCUAA
Molecule: messenger RNA, 5229 nt
Organism: Schistosoma spindalis
Lineage: Eukaryota; Metazoa; Platyhelminthes; Trematoda; Strigeidida; Schistosomatidae
Source: the annotation of a GenBank genome assembly